AUGGGGACACUCGUGGCCAAACUGCUUCUCCCCACGCUCAGCAGCCUGGCCUUCCUGCCCACAGUCAGCGUGGCGGCCAGGAGGCGCUUCCACAUGGAGGCCAUGGUCUACCUCUUCACCAUGUUCUUCGUGGCGCUCUUCCACGCAUGCCACGGCCCCGGGCUCUCAGUGCUCUGCUUCCUGCGUCUCGACACCCUGGACUACUUCAGCGUGUACGGGACAGCGCUGAGCAUGUGGGUCUCACUGAUGGCCCUCGCUGAUUUCGACGAGCCCAAGCGGUCCACGCUCGUGAUGUUCGGGGCCCUCACCCUGGCUGUGCGCAUCUACCACGACCGCAGGGGCUAUGGCGUGUACUCGGGCCCCAUCGGCACGGCCGUGCUUAUCAUCGCUGCCAAGUGGCUGCAGCAGAUGAAGGAGAAGAAGGGGCUGUACCCUGACAAGAGUGUCUACACCCAGCAGGUCGGCCCGGGCCUCUGCUUCGGGGCGCUGGCUCUGAUGCUCCGUUUCUUCUUCGAGGACUGGGACUAUACCUACGUGCACAGCUGCUACCACUGUGCCCUGGCCAUGUCCUUCGUGCUCCUGCUGCCCAAGGUCAACAGGAAGGCGGGCAGCGCAGGACCACCGGCCAAGCUGGAUUGCUCCACCCUCUGCUGUGCUUGCAUAUGACCGUCCCCUGGGGCACACUGCCCCCAGCCCCCACCAGUGAGCACUGUGGGCCAGGCCCCGAG
Messenger RNA from Sorex fumeus (smoky shrew), 728 nucleotides. RefSeq names its product myomaker, myoblast fusion factor (gene MYMK). The record is from RefSeq and is a predicted model, not a curated record. Gene Ontology annotation, cellular component: plasma membrane. NCBI's taxonomy places the organism in Eukaryota, Metazoa, Chordata, Mammalia, Eulipotyphla, Soricidae. The coding region runs from base 1 to 666 and encodes 221 amino acids. The transcript has 5 exons.